Molecule: messenger RNA, 7130 nt
Organism: Megalops cyprinoides (Indo-Pacific tarpon)
Lineage: Eukaryota; Metazoa; Chordata; Actinopteri; Elopiformes; Megalopidae
Product: Golgi apparatus protein 1-like
Exons: 26
Coding region: 7-3426 (1139 amino acids)
Cellular component (GO): Golgi membrane
Molecular function (GO): fibroblast growth factor binding
Source: RefSeq, a predicted model, not a curated record
CCGAAGAUGGCGACGUGUAGACGUGUUCAGCUACUCCUACUGUUGAUGUCCGUUUCGAUCUAUGUAUGUCCCAUUCUGGGAGCUAGAUCGCCAAGCAUUGGCAACGCUAAUGCUCAAGCUAACAAUGGAAGUCCUCAAUUUCCAGCUGGGGGGCCACCUGCGGGAAAUAUUGUUCCUGCAGCCGGGGCCGCGCAGCCCCGCCGGGCAACCGGCUGGAAGCUGGCCGAGGAGGAGGCCUGCCGAGAGGACUUGACCCGGCUUUGCCCGAAGCACACCUGGAACAAUAACUUGGCCGUUCUGGAGUGCCUGCAAGAUAGGAAAGAGGAGUCGGAGAUUGCUACAGACUGCAACCAUCUCCUGUGGAACUACAAGCUGAAUUUAACAACCGAUCCUAAGUUUGAAUCUGUGGCUGUGGAAGUGUGUAAGAGCACCAUCAACGAGAUCAAAGAAUGUGCGGAAGAGGAGCGAGGGAAAGGCUACCUGGUGUCAUGCCUGGUGGACCAUCGUGGGAACAUCACUGAGUACCAGUGCCACCAGUACAUCACCAAGAUGACCACCAUCAUCUUCAGUGACUACCGGCUCAUCUGUGGCUUCAUGGACAAGUGCCGUGACGACAUUAACGCCCUGCGCUGUGGCAGUAUCAGUGCGGGGGAGAAGGAUGUCCACUCCCAGGGUGAGGUGAUCUCCUGUCUGGAAAAAGGUCUGGUGAAGGAGGCAGAGGAGCAGGAUGGGAGACACGCGAUUAAGGACGAUUGCAAGAAGGCCAUCAUGCGUGUGGCCGAGCUCUCCUCUGAUGACUUCCACCUGGACCGCUACCUCUACUUCUCCUGCCGGGAUGACCGAGAGCGAUUCUGUGAAAACACUCAGGCUGGAGAAGGCAGGGUCUACAAGUGUCUCUUUAACCACAAGUUUGAGGAGGCCAUGUCUGAGAAGUGCCGAGACGCCCUGACCACCAGGCAGAAGCUGAUUGCCCAGGACUACAAGGUCAGCUACUCUCUGGCCAAGGCCUGCAAGGUGGACCUUCGCAAGUACCGCUGCAACGUGGACACAAAUCUGCCCCGCGCCCGAGAGGCCCGCCUUUCCUACUUACUCUUGUGUCUGGAGUCUGCUGUGCACAGAGGUCGCAUUGUCAGCGGAGAGUGCCAGGGUGAGAUGCUGGACUACCGGCGCAUGCUGAUGGAGGACUUCUCCCUGAGCCCAGAGAUUGUGCUGCACUGCCGCGGGGAGAUCGAGACCCACUGCUCCGGCCUGCACCGCAAAGGGCGCACCCUGCACUGCCUCAUGAGGGUGGGCCGCAGUGACAAGGGCAAUGUGGAGAACCUCUGCCAGCAAGCACUCCAGACUCUGAUUCAGGAGGCAGACCCGGGGGCAGACUACCGGAUUGACCGGGCUCUGAACGAGGCCUGUGAGUCUGUCAUUCAGACAGCCUGCAAACACAUCCGCAAUGGAGACCCCAUGAUCCUUUCCUGCCUCAUGGAACACCUCUACACAGAGAAGAUGGUUGAGGAUUGUGAGCACCGGCUUUUGGAACUGCAGUAUUUCAUCUCCCGAGACUGGAAGCUGGACCCCAUCCUGUACAGGAAGUGCCAAGGCGAUGCCUCCCGGCUGUGCCACACCCACGGCUGGAACGAGACCAGCGAGAUGAUGCCUCCUGGCGCCAUCUUCUCCUGCCUGUACCGCCAUGCGUACCGCACAGAGGAGCAGGGGAGACGGCUGUCACGGGACUGUAAAGUUGAGGUGCAGAGGAUCCUGCACCAAAGGGCCCUGGAUGUUAAGCUGGACCCUGAGCUACAGAAGCGCUGCAUGACCGAUCUGGGCAAGUGGUGCAGUGAGAAGACCGAGACAGGACAGGAACUGGAGUGUCUACAGGACCACCUGGAGGACUUGGUCUCAGACUGCAGGGAUGUUGUGGGGAACCUGACGGAACUUGAGUCUGAGGACAUCCAGAUCGAGGCUCUGCUGAUGCGUGCCUGUGAGCCAGUGAUCCAGUCCCAUUGCCAUGAGGUUGCCGAUAAUCAGAUUGACACAGGUGACCUGAUGGAGUGUCUGGUACAGAACAAGCACCAGAAGGAGAUGAAUGACAAGUGUGCUGUGGGGGUCACCCACUUCCAGCUGAUCCAGAUGAAGGACUUCCGUUUUUCCUACAAGUUCAAGAUGGCCUGUAAGGAAGAUGUGCUCAAGCUGUGCCCCAACAUCAAGAAGAAGGUGGAUGUGGUGAUCUGUCUGAGUACUACGGUGAGGAAUGACACCUUGCAGGAUGUGAAGGAGCAGCGCGUUUCUGUCAAGUGCCGCAAGCAGCUGCGUGUGGAAGAACUGGAGAUGUCAGAGGAUAUCCGCCUGGAGCCAGAGCUAUAUGACUCCUGCAAGCAGGACAUUGGGAGACUGUGCCCUAAUGUGGCUUUUGGCAAUGCCCAGGUGAUCGAGUGCCUGAAGGAGAAUAAGAAGCAGCUGACGCAGCGCUGUCACCAGAGAGUCUUCAAACUGCAGGAGGUGGAGAUGAUGGAUCCAGAGCUGGACUAUCAGCUCAUGAGGGUCUGCAAGCAGAUGAUUAAGCGUUUCUGCACAGAAGCAGAUGCCAAGAACAUGCUGCAGUGUCUGAAGCAGAACAAGAACAGUGAGCUAAUGGACCCCAAGUGCAAACAGAUGAUCACCAAGCGACAGAUUACACAGAACACAGACUACAGAUUGAAUCCUGUGUUGCGAAAGGCAUGCAAGGCAGACAUCCCCAAAUUCUGCCAGGGAAUCUUGAACAAGGCCAGUGAUGACAACGAGCUGGAGGGCCAGGUCAUCUCUUGCCUCAAACUGAAAUAUGCAGACCAGCGUCUCUCCCCAGACUGUGAGGACCAGAUCAGGGUCAUCCUGCAGGAGUCUGCCCUGGACUACAGGCUGGACCCCCAACUGCAGGUGCACUGUACAGAGGAGAUCUCCAGACUGUGUGCGGAGGAGGCAGCCGCCCAAGAGCAGACAGGACAGGUGGAGGAGUGUCUCAAGGUCAACCUGCUCAAGAUCAAACACGACUCCUGCAAGAAGGAAGUGCUUAACAUGCUAAAAGAGAGCAAGGCAGACAUUUUUGUUGACCCAGUCUUGCAUACCGCCUGCGCCUUGGACAUCAAGCACCACUGCGCAGCCAUUCCCCCUGGCCGUGGCCGUCAGAUGUCAUGUCUGAUGGAGGCUCUUGGGGACAAGAGGGUGCGCCUGCAGCCAGAGUGUAAGAAGAGACUACAGGACCGUAUUGACAUGUGGAGCUAUGCAGCCAAGGUGGCCCCAGCUGAAGGGUUCUCAGACCUGGCCAUGCAAGUGAUGACCUCACCCUCCAAGAACUACAUCCUGUUCAUGAUUGCAUUGGGGGUGUGUGUGCUCUUCCUGGUGGGGCUUCUCUGUGGCCGCAUUACCAAGCGCGUGACACGGGAACUCAAGGACAGGUAGAGGGUGGUUGGAACACCACAAACCAGCCACUCUCCAAAGGCCCGACCCCCAACCCCAACUCGGCCCAAUCGCCACCCCCCAGCCUCCUCAACUUCUCCCUUGCCCAGAUUCGGGGGGGCUGCCACACAAGCUACACAUCGCCAUCCCAUCCAAGGGCCAUAUUGGGACCCCCAUGUACCCUACCCAUCCCAUCCGUCCCGACCCCUAUUCUGAAACAGGACCACCCCUGAAUCUGAGAAUUAGACCCUUCUUAAUCCAAGCCUCAAGGGAUGGGCUGCUCCCUCCCUCGCCCCUUAGGAGUCCUCUGUGGUGAAGUGUUGCCUCGUCCAUUCUUCUUCCAUUGUGUAUAUCCAGUUCACUCCAGUCAACUGAUUUCUACUUGACAGUGCAAGCAGUACAUAAGAAUAUUUAUUUUACAGGUCUUGUUUUUCCCAUUGCGCUUCCUAUGCCAAGUGUGUUUGUUGGGGGGAUGGGGGCCAGGGGCCAGGGGGCAGGUUGAUUUUCAGAAAGCAGUGCAUCUAAUGUACCUCCCCAUUUCUCAUAUUAUUUGGAGGCACCAUAUAAGUGGGCCCAUUCAAGGACUUCAGUUCUGGGGUAGGGCUGAAAGGGUUCUUGUUUUAGUUUUUCCUGGGAAGAAUAGUUAUGCCUGUCUUGUUUGAUGUUGUGUUUUAAUUUUUUUUUUAUCAUGAUUAAUCAAAUCAAGGGGUGUUGCAGAUGUUUUCCACCCUGUUGAUUGCCAGGGGACUGCCAGGUGUUAAGGAAAUGUGACUGAUCUCAUCUGAGCCAAAAGGGGUCUACUACUGGGGCUCUGCUUUGGUGACAGAGGUGGCCCUACAUGCAGCAAACUUGCUCUCAUCAUGAAAACGAUCUGGUUGCCCCUCUCCAUAUUACCUUCUCUCUGUAAACUUAGAGCAGCUGAGAUGCAUCAGUGUUGCAAGUGUCAGUUGGUUCUUUGUACACAUGAGUUAUGGUAAGCCCAGGGCUUUCGGAAUUUGAGGUUCAGAAAAGUAACCCACUGUAUUUGCUCUGGUGGAAGACAGGGUGUUUCCUGUCAGGCAGUCCUCCUGGUCCUAGGAAGGCUGUUACCUCUGAAAGAGGGACAAAGAGUAAUACCCAGAAGGAUGUGAAACUGCUCAAGUUUCUUAUUGCAGACUGACAGCACCCAACAUUAUCAAUGCCCCUCCCCUCUGCUUCGAGCAGUUUUCUAAAUGCCUCAGUGAUAAUUUGACCUGGAACCAGGCUCGAAAUGUCAUUUGUUGCAUUUGCAUUGGACUGUGCAAAAGUUCAACUGAUAUGGAAUGGCACACUGGAACAUUGCUCAUCAUGGUUAUAUCUGUCAGUCAGGCUGUUACCAGAGGCUGAACAGGUGGUGAUCACUAGUGCAGGGCCAACAGGAUGGCAGAAACUGAGAAUAAAGCGGACCAAGCCCUGCCCCUCUACACCUCUACAGAGAGUGGCUUAUUUCCUCCAUCAAGCCUGCAUGGACAUUUGUAAUGGCUAUUGUUUUUGCAGAAAGGCAAGGAACACUGGUAAGGAACAACAUUUAUCUCAAGAGAAAAGAAUAGCAGCUGCAUUUGGGCAUAUGCACAUCUUAGAAGUAGGUUUGAAUGCUAACAGAAUCAUUGCACAUUUUUUAUUUUGGUUUUUAUAUAUAUUUUGUUUGGUCAUAGCCUUAUUUAUUGUUUAAUAAUGAUUGGGUCUGGGUUUGAGGUCUUUUUGAUUUGUAUGCUCUCUCAUGGCCUUUUUUCCCCCCUAUGCCUAUGAACAUACUGCUCUGUGACACCUGGGCUCUUAGGAACUGCAGAGGGUUUUUAUACUGUUUUUCAAGGGGCUGUUGACACUCCAGGGGUAUGCUGGUUACUGAGUUUAGGAAGGGUUACAAUAUGAGUCCUGCAGAUAUGCAGCCAUUCAGGCUCCUUAAAUAGUCAUUCACUUAAUACCUUAAGCACAGAUUUAUUUGGACACAUUCAAGUGAAUAAACACUCCAGUGAAGUCAUGGAGGGGGAAAUGCUGGUCCUCCAGACCAGAUCCGACCUGCAGAGUACAUCUUUCCGUUAAAUAGUCAAUGUUGUCAUGCUAUACCUUUGGAUAGUAUACAUUUGUAUAAUUGCUUUGGAUUUGAAUCACAAAUACACUCACUUUUUCUGCAAAAUAGAUGGUUUCCACAGCCAUGACACUGCAUUGGUUUCAUCAGAAACUGUCAGUAUGUCCAAUGCCAUACCCCUUUCCCCCUUAGCCCCUUUACUUGUCAGACACCAAGCCAAAGGGACUGCAGAUUGGCAAGUAUAAUGGAUCCUGCAUAAUUUGUCAAUGGGAGAGAUAGAAACUCUCAAUCUCCUUGCGUGCCUACUUCAACAGCUGCAGCAACUGAUUCCCCAGACCUCAUUUCUGUUGAAACAUGGCUGCGAUCGAUGGACUGUUAUAAAUGAACUGUCGUCCUCUUGCCCCUGGACACCUUGGACCCAUACGAUAGAAAUGCCACAGUAUUGUUGGAAUUUGUAAAUGUUCUGAAUUUUUGUAUAGUUCAAACAUGGAUUGAAUCAUUUAGUUUGGGUUUAACUGUUACUCCAACCGUGCUUUGUGAAAUCGCUUGCAGUUCAUAUCAGUAAACCGUGCAAAGAUUGUCAAUGUAAAUAGCUGCAACAACUUUUCAUUGGAAGGAUUCAUUGAGCCAAGCAAAAAGGUUUGUUUUUGAGAUGGUGUAUGAAAAUUAGGCUUAUGUUAGAACCAUGAAUGUGUCGCAUAUAUACUGCUCCCAAUGCAACUGAGAUCCUGUUGCUGUAAUGAGUGAUUUUUUUUUUUUCAAUCUGUUGUGCCUAUGUCUUUUGGAUAAAGUACAUUUUCAAUGGAUAAGCUUCAGAAUUGUCACUUUCUGUAUACCAUCAAACCAACUGUAAUGCCUGAGCGGAUGCCACCCAUGAGCUAAUUCUGUACUUGUGCUGGGUUGUGCUAAGGCUUUUCCUAGGUGGACAAGAUGUUAUGGGAUGUUUUGAGGUUUGGCUUUUGAUGCUUGUCUUGGAUUCAGCAAUCUGAUUGUAUAUACAGUUUACUGUGGCACAAUCACGUUCAUAAAGGUAAAUCAAGUUCAGAAAAGGCAGAUAUUUCUUGUGUCUAAGCAGUGAAUAAAAUAUUUUGUUUGUAUCCUUUGCUCUCCCAUUUUAAAAAAUGCAUUUCGGUAUUUGGUAUGUGUUCUGAGCUUACUAGUCAGCAGACCCUCCAACCAACCAAUUCUCUCCUUGCCAUGCUGUCUGAGUUCCUUUGAGUUGUGUAAAACUGCAAAGACUUCAGACCUUUCCCUUCAUGUGUGUCUGUGCUGCAACCUUGGACCACCAGCCAUGGCAUUGUAGGACACACCCCUCCUUUUUUGAGAACAUCACCCCUGAGAGGCCCCUGAUCCCCUAUGACACACACCAACACUUGAUUUAAUUGGGGCAGUCUGUUUUUGAGGGCAGUAUCACUUCAAGCUCAAGGGGUGGCAGCACUGUUGGACUGAAGUGGAAAGGCUUAAAAGAAGACUCUAAAACCAGGAGCCAAAGUGGAAAACUCACCAUUGCUUUAAACCAGUCCUCCACAGCAUCCAGUACCAUUGAGUCAUUCUGCAAAUCAGUAGUUACUGUCUUUGUCCAUUUAAAGUGAGAUUUCCUCAAGUUAAAUUGAAAUGAUUAAUAAUAAUAAUAAUAAUAAUGAUGAUGAUGAUAAUAAUA